GUUUAUCAUUGUGGGACCGGCCAUCGGUCACCCCGGACCCAACAAGGAGAAGACUGGUCUGGCCGAGCACCACAGGCCUGUGCCCACUUCCUGCGUUAGGAGAAUAAAUUGGGCCCUGGAGGGACCCUCUGAGGGCAGAGCCACAGAGGCAGCACAGAGGGAAGCCACACCCUCCCAACCAAACGCAGCUGCAGCCUCAGGUCUCCCGUCCUCACAGCUGGUGCUGGGGGUCCAAGUGCUCCCCCUCCAGGCCCCCUGCAGAUGCUGUGGCUGCUGUUCCUGACCCUCCCCGGCCUGGGGAGCUCUGUGCCUGUGACCCCGGGCCCUGGCCCGGGACGCGAGCUGGUGGGCAUCGUGGGUGGGUGCGAUGUCUCAGCCAGGAGGUACCCGUGGCAGGUCAGCCUGAGGUUCUACAACAGCAAACGUCGCCAGUGGGUGCACCAAUGUGGGGGCUCCCUCAUCCACCCCCAGUGGGUGCUGACCGCUGCCCACUGCAUGGAGCCGGAAAACAUGACGCCUUCUAAAGCUGGGGUCCAAGUCGGGCAGCUGAGACUCUAUGACCAUCGCAAGCUGACAAUGGUGAAGCAGGUCAUCCGACACCCCAAGUUCAACUCUAGCCAGGGUGCUAAGGGGGGCGCAGACAUCGCCCUGCUGAGACUGGAGGCCCCCGUGACCCUCUCCGCUGAUGUCAACCUGGUCUUGCUCCCGCCUGCCUCACUGAGGGUCCCCGAGAGGAAGAUGUGCUGGGUGACCGGCUGGGGUAAUAUCAAUUACAAAUCACCACUGCCCCCGCCCUACCACCUGCAGGAGGUGGAGGUGCCCAUCGUGGGGAAGGAGGUCUGUAACCAGCGCUAUCAGAAAGUUGAGAAGAACCCCAGACCAAUCAAGGAGGACAUGCUGUGUGCGGGGAGCGAGGGCCGGGACUCCUGCCAGGGUGACUCCGGGGGCCCCUUGGUGUGCAGCUGGAAUUGCACCUGGGUCCAGGUGGGGGUCGUCAGUUGGGGCCACCAGUGUGGUCUUCGAGACUUCCCUGGGGUGUACGCCCGGGUGACGAGCUACAUGUCCUGGAUAAGCCAGCACGUCCGUCUGUCCCCCGGGUCCUAGACCAGGAGACCCCAGUCCUCUGCCUCUCAGGGCCUGCUGGUGGUGGGGAGGAACGGGGACGGAGUCCCCAAAAGCGAGUACAGGGUGGGCGGGAAAUCUCAGGAGUCAGAUGUCUGUGAUUUGACCCUCAUUAAACGGUGUGGGA
Hippopotamus amphibius kiboko is the source of this 1249-nucleotide messenger RNA. Its product is annotated as mastin-like. The record is from RefSeq and is a predicted model, not a curated record. Gene Ontology annotation, biological process: proteolysis. Lineage: Eukaryota; Metazoa; Chordata; Mammalia; Artiodactyla; Hippopotamidae. The transcript has 5 exons. Gene Ontology annotation, molecular function: serine-type endopeptidase activity. Bases 262 to 1104 code for a protein of 280 amino acids.